Molecule: messenger RNA, 1926 nt
Organism: Teleopsis dalmanni
Lineage: Eukaryota; Metazoa; Arthropoda; Insecta; Diptera; Diopsidae
Exons: 1
Coding region: 1-1926 (641 amino acids)
Biological process (GO): proteolysis
Molecular function (GO): zinc ion binding; aspartic-type endopeptidase activity; nucleic acid binding
Source: RefSeq, a predicted model, not a curated record
AUGAAUAUUAACAGUAUCAUUGCGCUGAGUAUAGAAGGGUUAAGAGGGGAGCUUAGAAGAUUAAAUUUAAAUACGGAAGGCAAAAAGCAAGAAUUGAGAGAAAGAUUAAUUGAUCAUUAUCAAUUAGAAACGCGCGAAAAUGUAGAAGACAAAGAAAUACAGUUUGACAAAAUGGCAACUGUUAAAACGAUACAAGAACGUUCACUGUUUACGCUUCGUGAUGUGGAAGAAUCUCUCACUACAUUUGCAGGGGUGGGUCAACCAAGUGUUAAGAUUUGGGUAGAACAAUUAGAAGAAAUGGCUAUUAGCGUAAACUGGAACGAUCAACAAAAAUUUAUCUAUGCUAAGCAGCUACUCAAGGGCGCAGCCAAAUUGUUUGUCAGAAGCCAGUUAGAGGUAAAGGAUUGGGUGUCGCUCAAAAAAGCAUUAAUUGCAGAAUUCACAGUAAAUUUAACAAUGAAUGAGGUUCAUGCCAUGUUAAAGGGACGAAAGAAAAAACCAACUGAAUCAUUAAGAGAAUAUUUGUAUAGUAUUAUUGAAAUAGCAAAUCAAAUUCAGUUAGAUGAAAUGAGCAUAAUAGACUAUUUUAUAGAAGGAAUUCCAGACAGUAGAGCAAACAAAACCAUAUUAUACCAGGCAACGAGCAUGAAUGAUUUAAAGAGUAAGCUAAGUAUUUACGAAAAGAUCAGGAGAAACACAUACUCGUCAUUAAACACUACAGGAGGGAAAUUUCAAACAGAACAUACUGGGGUACAAGACAUAAAAAUAGAAAGAGAGGAUAGAAAAGAUGGAAAGCGUUGUUAUAGGUGUGGAGGUAAGGAUCAUAUUGCUAAUAGUUGCAAAAUCAAAGAUUAUAAAUGCUUUAGAUGUCAAGAGGUAGGGCACAAAGCAUUCGAAUGUAAACGUCCAGAAAAGGUAGUAGGAAAUAGAAACAAAAACAAUUCUCUCGUUAUAGAAACUAUUAAUGAUGUGCGUCGAAAUGGAACUAAUAGAGUUUUGAAAGAUUUAGGAAUAAAUGGGAAGAAGGUACGUGCUCUAAUCGAUACGGGUAGCGAUGUCUGCAUCAUCAGACACUCCACUUGUUUGCGGUUAGGAAACAUUGUGUUGGAAGCUAGGAGAAAAACAUUGACGGGUAUAGGAGGAAAAGAGAUUAAAACAUUAGGUAGCUUCAUAACAUUAGUCGAUUUAGAUGGUAUCCAAACCAGUUUGAAUCUUCAUGUGUUAAACGAUGAUGAUGUCCAAUAUGAUGCCAUAAUAGGAAGCGAUAUCCUAGAAAUAGUUGACAUUUUGAUCUCCUCAGAUGAUGUAAAGUUUUUGCGAAAGUCUCAGGAAAAACAUAUCGACUUUAAUAAGGAAAAUGUAAGAGAAUGUGAAAAUGAAGUUAGGAAUCUCUAUAACAUUUGUGUGACAAUGGAGCGGGAUGAACCGGAGGUAGUGGUUCAAAGCCAGUUGAAUCAUUUACCAAAGGAAAGAAAAGAGGAGGUAAUAAAUGUUAUAAAGCAUUACAAGCCGAACAAGAAGAUUAAUAACUCCCCAGUAACAAUGAAAUUGAUUUUAACUGAUGAAGUGCCGGUAUUUCAUAGGCCAAGAAGGUUACCACUAGCGGAUCAGCAGACUGUAGAAUCUCAGAUACGUGAAUGGCUAAAGGAGGGUAUUAUUAAAGAAAGCAUGUCAGAAUAUGCCUCGCCGGUGGUUCUAGUAGCGAAAAAAGAUGGCUCCAAGAGGUUGUGCUGUGACUAUAGAAAGCUAAAUUCGAAAAUAAUUAGAGAUAACUUUCCUAUGCCACUAAUAGAUGAUAUUCUGCAAAAGUUACAGUCGGCUGUUGUAUAUAGCACAUUGGAUUUACGAAAUGGAUUUUUUCAUGUGCCUAUUGAAGAAGAUAGUCGAAAAUUUACGGCAUUUGUGACGCAUGGCGGACAGUAUUAA